Molecule: messenger RNA, 3378 nt
Organism: Seminavis robusta
Lineage: Eukaryota; Bacillariophyta; Bacillariophyceae; Naviculales; Naviculaceae
Source: the annotation of a GenBank genome assembly
AUGAAUUCGGUGGCCUUCCAUGCCACCCAUCUCUACUACGGCACCACCCUGAGUGGUCUGGAUGAACACAACCUAUCGGCUAUAAAUUCAGAGCCCUUGACGAAUGGCGAAGGCAGUAAUAAGGCAAAGGCAACUCCCGGAAGAGAGGUUUUCACGCUUCCGCAAAACAACAAUAAUGACAACCAAAAAUGGACCGCCGUCUACGUCUACAGCGACGUGGCGGCAUGGAUUCCGGCUGCGUUGGUGAAACAAGAAGGAACCAAUGCGUGGGUGAUGGUUCCCAAUUUUCCCAAUGAACAGAGCAUGAUGCAAGUGGACGAAAAAUGGAAGAAGAAUGCUCUGACCGAAAUGAUUGACACGAGUGGGUACGAGAAUGGGAUCUUGCCACUCCAAAAUGUAGAUCAGCACAAAGGUCAUCUCUGUGAAUGGGGUGACAUGGUAGGAUUGCCCUAUCUUCACGAGGCUGCCAUUCUGUACAAUCUCAAAAAACGACAUUUGGAGGAAAAACCCUACACCAGAACAGGCGAUAUUAUGAUUGCACUGAAUCCGUAUCAGUGGCUGACUGAACUCUAUACCAACGAAACCAGAAUGCUCUAUGCCCAAGAAUUGAUUUGGAACGUUUCCGACAAGGAUCCCCGCGAACACCUCGAACCCCACGUUUACGAAGUAGCGGCGCUCUCGUACAAGGGUAUGGCCGUGGAUGGACUGGAUCAAUCCGUGCUGGUGUCGGGAGAGUCGGGAGCCGGAAAAACUGAAACGGUAAAAUUGUGCAUGAACUUUGUGGCCAGUGUGCAUGACACUACGACUGCUGCUGCAAGCGGGACCAAUAAUACCAUUGUGCAACGCAUUCUUGAUUCGGCACCCAUGCUGGAAGCCUUUGGGAAUGCCAAAACGCGACGCAAUGACAAUUCCAGUCGCUUUGGCAAGUACACACAAUUGCAAUUGGAUCGGUCAUUCUCCUUUGCACAGGCAUCGGCGCAAUUGGCCGGAAGCAAAAAUGAAGUCUACCUGUUGGAAAAGAAUCGAGUCGUAAGUCAUGCGACGGAAGAACGAACCUUUCACAUAUUUUAUCAACUACUGGCGGCACCCGACACGGUCAAGCAAUCCAUUUGGGAGGGUCUGGUCGGUACAACCAACGAGUCCUUUGCCUACGUGGGCCCCACCACCUGCGAUUCCAUUGAAGGAAAGACGGACGGCGAGCGAUUUGAAUUGGUCACAAAAGCGUUGAACUUGCUCGGCAUUCAAGGAGGCUCCUUUGUCACAUUGAUGCGAUGCAUUUCCAUUGUCCUUCAAUUGGGCAAUAUUGGAUUCCAACCACUUCCGGACAAUGAAGAUGCCGCUCAAAUUGCAACAAUACCCGAAUUCGAGGCAUUGGCCGAACUCAUGGGAAUUUCACAGGAGGAUUUGACGGCUGCCUUGACCAAACGAACCUUUUUGGCCCGAGGCGAACUCAUGACCGUAUUGCUCAAGGCGGAUCAAGCCAAAGAUAGCUGUCAUGCCCUCGCAAAGGAAAUCUACGGCCAAGCGUUCCUGUGGCUCGUCAAAGAAAUUAAUGCGGCUACCUGCGCCGAAAACAACUACAAGCCAGACGGUGGAGCUCCUUCUUCCUUUGGAAUCAUUGGCUUGUUGGAUAUCUUUGGUUUUGAGUCCUUUGACACCAAUCAAUUCGAACAGAUUUGCAUCAACUAUGCAAACGAAAAACUACAACAAAAGUUCACAGAGGAUAUCUUCAGAUCAGUGCAAAAGGAAUAUGAAGAAGAAGGUCUCAACUUGGCGGAUAUUGCCUAUGACGACAACUCUGCCAUUCUCAAGUUGAUUGAAGGGAGAGGAGGGAUUCUGGACCUGCUCAACGAAGAGUGCAUGCUACCCAAGUCCAACCCGAUCAAUUUUACAAAGAAAGUCAGGACGCAACUCUCGUCAUCACCUCAUCUCGACAUGACACCUUUAGACCACGUGACCUUUCGAAUCAAACACUAUGCCGGACCCGUGGAGUACCUGACAGAGAACUUCAUCGAGCUGAAUCGAGACAGUCUUCCGGCCGAUCUCAAACGAUGCGCAUCCAGUUCUACCAACGCCAUUAUUGCUCAAGAAUUCAAGGAGCCGCAAGAAACGAGGGAUGAGCUGGAAGGGAGCAUGCAGCGAACAAACCCGAAACGGGCGAAGAGUGGCAUGACCAACGAGACUUUGAGCUCGAGAUACCGCACUCAACUGUCGGACUUGAUGAAGGAUCUGAGGAAGACACAGUCCAGAUACAUUCGCUGCAUCAAACCCAACACGUUGAAGAAGGCCAAGACUCUGGAGCAUCAGACCACGGUGGAGCAACUCCGCUAUGCUGGAAUCAUUGCAGGAAUCACCAUUUCCAGGUCAGCAUUCCCCAACAGACUACCGAAUACAACGGUUUUGGCCCGGUACAAGACAAUGUGGGAUAAGAAAAAGUUCCCGUCCAGUUCCCAAAUCAAUGACUCUGAUGACGAAAAGCGUCGCGCAGAUUGCAUUGCGAUGCUGACGGGACUGUUGGAGCACAUGACGACAAGAGACAAGAGCGGAAAGGAAGUGAAAGCAUUCGUCGCCGGCAAAACCAAGACGUACUUUCGCGGUGGAGCGCUAGAGUUCCUGCAGUCACAGAGACUGAAUGCGUUUGAUUCCUUGGCAGCGACAAUUCAAACUGCAGUCCGAGCUUGGAUCAUUCGCCAACGUUACAAGGCACGACGACAACGAGCUGCCGAGUUCCGACGCGAGAUGAAAGUGUACUAUGAUGAAAUUGCUGCUUUGAAGGCACAAUUGCAAGAGGAACCUGCCGAGGAAUUGGCCGCACUCAAGGAGCGCGCUCUGAAGGCGCAGACCGACACGAAGGACUUGAAGCGCAAGAUUGACAUCACCGAAAAGAGUGAAGCCAUGAAAAUCCAGCAGGAGUAUGCUGUCGUGCGCAAGGCGCUGGACGAAAAGCAGGCAGAAGAAGAUAGAUUGAGGAAGUUGAACCAGCACAUUGAUUCGGCUUGUCAAGAAUUAGAAAAGAAAGCGGAAAAGCUACGAAGUGAGAACAAAAAAUUGGAAUCCGAGAAGGAAGAAAAGAAGGAACAGACCAAGACGGCCAAGGCUGGCAGCAAGAACUACAACAGGAUGCGGCAAGAUUUGGCUCGAAUCGAAAGAGAGAACAAAGACAUGGAACGUGAACUGAAGAAAAAGAAACUGCAGCAUAUGCAGGCAGAGAAGCAGAGAUUCGAUGUGCGAACUGGCCUUCUCAAGCUUUUCAAUUUCAUUGGUUCGGAGUGCAAGGACGAGGCUUUAGUGGAUGAAGUCUUGACCCUUGGCCGCUCCCUGGGCGAAAAAACCCAGGCGCUGGUGGGCAGUCUGCCCGAGAAAUCUCUACUUCGGUAG